UUGCCCCGUACAACACAAAAGAGGACAGACAACCCAAAUAGAUUCUGAUACAACUGCUUAACUGUGGGAAGAUAUCCAGUCCUUUCGCAGCAUUGCUCAACACUGGAGACUGAAAUCAUGAUAUGGAAAUCAGUUGGGUGAGGGGAGCUUCGGCAUAUCAUCUGAUCUGAAAAUGGUCAGUGCUGUGGAGCCUAACCUGCCCAAAUGUUUAGCUGUGGGUGAUUGGUCAGAGUGAGGCUGGGAAGAAUUGCGAGAGGGUUCCAAGAGUGGUGAGAGCUUAAAUCAUUCAUCGAGCCUCAUGAACCAGUGAUUUGUCCUUGCAGGUUCAAGCUGUUCAAGUGAGAGAUGUUUGAGGAGAAUUCUACAGGCUCAUAGGAUAAGGUGCAUCUGUUAGAAACACUGCUAAUACACAGACAGCUAUAUGGAAGAGAGACUGUUUAAAUGUGAGGUCUGUGACCAAGGUUUUACCAAGUCAUCAAUGCUUGUGAACCACCAACACAUCCACACAGGGGAGAAUCCAUUUAUAUGUAAAGUGUGCAGCAAAUCAUUCUCAGAGUCAUCAACCCUGCGCAGACAUUUACGCAUUCAUACUGGGGAAAAGCCAUUCAUGUGCAAAGUGUGUAAAAAAUCAUAUUUGACAUCAUCAACCCUUUAUAAACACCAACGCAUUCACACACAGGAGAGACCAUUCAGAUGUAAGGUAUGUGACAAAUCAUUCUCAUGGUCAGAGAAUCUUUGGAGACAUCAACGCAUCCACACAGGGGAGAAGCUAUUUAAGUGUGAGAUGUGUCACAAAUCAUUCUCUGACUCAUCAAGACUUCUGCUCCACCAGAGGAUUCACACAGGGGAGAAACCAUUCGCAUGCAAGGUGUGUAACAAAUCAUUCUCAGUGUCAUCACGCCUCCAAGUACACCAACGCAUUCACACAGGAGAGAAACCAUUCACAUGUGAGGUGUGCAACAAAGCAUUCUCAAAUUCAUCGCAUCUGCGUGUACACCAACGCAUUCACACAGGGGAGAAGCCAUUUUUGUGUGAGGUAUGCAACAAAUCAUUCUCAUCAUCAUCGGAGCUCCGUGUACACCAGCGAAUUCACACAGGGGAGAAACCAUUUGUAUGUGAGGUGUGUGACAAAUCUUUCUCGCAGUCAGAGAACCUCCGCACACAUAAACGCAUUCACACAGGGGAGAAACCAUUCGGAUGUGAGGUGUGCAACAAGUCAUUCUCACAGUUAGGGAACCUCCGCACACACCAACGGAUUCACACAGGGGAAAAGCUAUUCAAAUGUGAGGUGUGUGACAAAUCAUUUGCAGACUCAUCAAGACUCCUGCUUCAUCAGAGAAGUCACACAGGGGAGAAACCAUUCACAUGUGACAUAUGUAACAAAGCAUUCUCUGUGUUAUCAACCCUCCACAAACAUCGAAACAUUCACAUGGCAGAGAAACCAUUCAGGUGCAAUGUGUGUGACAAAUCAUUCUCGGAUUCAUCAUACCUGCGCAGACACCAACGUGUUCAUACAGGGGAAAAACCAUUCACGUGUGAUGUGUGUGACAAAUCAUUUUCAAGGUCAUGCAACCUGCUGCUACAUCAGAGGAUUCACACAGGGACAAAGCCAUUCACUUGUGAAGUAUGUGACAAAUCAUUUUCUUCAUCGUCAAACCUCCGUGUACACCAACGCACCCACACAGGGGAAAAACCUUUUAUGUGCAAGGUGUGUAACAAAUCAUUUUCUGAGUCAGGGAUCCUCCACAAACACCAACGUAUUCACACAGGGGAGAAACCAUUCAUCUGCAAGAUAUGUGACAAAUCAUUCUCACGAUCAGACAGUCUCCACAGACACCAACGCACUCACACAGGAGAAACCAUUCAUGCAUGAUAUAUGCAGCAAGUUAGUCUUGAGCUCAUGGGAUACCUGCUCUAUCAGAGGAUUCAAACAGGAAAGUAACCAUUCAAAUGUGAGGUUUGUGAUCAACCACCCCAUAGAAUUUGCAGAGGGAGAAAUUUUUCAGGUGUGAUGUUUGUGACAAACCUUUUCAACAUUCAUUGCAUCUUUUGGUCCAUCAACAUUGUCAAAAAGGUGAGAAUAAUGGUGUGAAGUCUAUAACAAAGCUUUCACAAAGUUGUUGAAUUUCCUAGUACAUCAGUGAAUUCAUAUGAGGACUGCCUGACAAAGUUCUUCACAGAGUGUCCUCAUAAGUGUUUAUCUGUACCCAGUCUCACUGUGCAGGAUGUUCAGUGGGACUGGGACACAGAACAAGAAGCAGCUUUCACUCCCAUCAAACAACUAGUGAUGACAUCACCAGUGCUGAGGGAUGAUGAUGUAACAAUGGAGUCACCCUGCAGUGUGAUGUCAGUGAAACAGGACUUGGAGUAACCCCCAGGCAGUGAGGACAGCCCGCUGUGUUUGUACCCAGAGGGUUUACACAAACUGAACAACACUACACAGUUUAAGGAAGAUAGAUAGGAUGUUGUUUUUGCUCAUGACCUUUUCAGCCAGUGCCUGUUUGUAGAGUUUUACCACAAUCAAAUUCAAAACUCCUUUCUCAAACUACCUUGACCUAUUCAUGCAAAGGCUGUGAUUUUGCUUUUAGAAAUAUCAUUUGGAAGUGAAGUGCAAGCAAGAGAAGAAUAUGAACAUCAUUGACAUUUUGCUGAGAGCUGCACCCUCUGUGAAGAAAAUUGAUUGUACAGAGUGUAACAUCUUCUUAGAGAUAGUCAGCAUGGCUUUGUGUGUGGGAAAUAGUGUGUCACAAACCCUGAUUGAGUUUUUUGAGGAUUUGACCAAGAAGAUAGAUAAAGGCAGAGUGGUAGAUGCUGUCUACAUGGAUGUCAGCAAGGCCUUUGAAUGGUUGCGCAUGGUAGGCUGGUUAGUAAAGUUAGAUCACAUGGAAUUCAGGGAAAGCUUGCCAACUGGAUACAAAAUUGACAGAGGGUUGUUUUUUGGACUGGAGGCCUGUGACCAGUAGUGUUCCUCAGGGUUCAGAGCUGAGUCCACUGUUAUUUGUUAAUCAUAUGGAUGAUUUGGAUCAGAAUAUUGAAGAGUGGUUAGUAAGUUGAUAAAUUACACCAAAAGUAGUGGUAUAGUAGACAGUGAAGGAAGUAUUCUUAGAGUACAAAGGGAUAUUGAUAAUUGGGCCAAUAGAUCGAGGAGUGGCAGGUGGAAUUUAACUUAGAUAAAUGAAGGUGUUUUAUCUUGGUAAGACAAACAAGAGCAGAACUUAUACAGUUAAUGGUAAGGCCCUGGGGAAUGUUGUUGAACAGAGAGACCAAGAGGUUCAGGUAUAUUGUUCCUUGAAAUUUGCAUCACAGGUAGUCAGGGUGGUAAAGGCAACAUUUGGCUCACCAUUGCUCAGACCAUUAAGUAUAGGAGUUGGGAUUUUGGGACUGUUGCGUUUUUACAGGACGUUGGUUAGGCAACAUUUGGAGUAUGUAUACAGUUCUGGUCACCCUGCUAUAGGAUGGAUAUUAUUAAAUUGGAGAGGAUGCAGAAAAGAUUCACAAGGAUGUUACUGGGACUGGUGGGUUUGAGUUCUAAGUAGAGGCUCGAUCGGCUAGGAUUUUUUUCACUGGAGCAUAUCGGGUUGAGGGGUGACCUUAUACAAGUUUAUAAAAUCACGAGGGGUACAGAUAUGGUGAAUAGCAAAGAUAUUUUCCGUUGGGUAGUGGGAACUCAAAACUAGACGGCAUAAUUUUAAAGUGAGAGGAGAAAGAUUUAAAAGGGACCUGAGGGGCAACAUUUUCACACAAAGGAUGGUUUGUAUGUGGAAUGAACUGCCAGAGGAAGUGAUAGGUGCAAGUACGGUUACAACAGUUAAAAGACAUUUGAUCAGGUAUGUGAAUACCAAAGGGUAUGGGCCAAACACAGGCAAAUGGGAAUAGUUUAGUCUGGGAAACCUGGUUGGCAUGGAUGAGUUGGACCAAAGGGUCUGGUUCUCUGCUGUGUGACUCUAUGACUAUGACUCUAUUCAACUAAAAGAAACAGUAUGAUAUUGAUUCAGCUUUCCAAGUUUCUAGAUUGUUGAGGCAAUGACACCACAGCAUUUGCUCAUGCUCAGGAAGCUUAAGUUUCUGACAGGCCUUUCCUUAGCUCUGAAAACGUCUGCAACCCUGAGUUAGAGUCUGAGACUUCAGUCAGUUCCAAUUACUUACCUAGGAAAUGGUGGGCAAGCAAAAAAACAAAUUAAAUCCUAACACCAUACAUCUGCAACCAGUCACUCACCUCCCAUUCUCACUUCUGACUGCUUGACUGCCAUCCUUGCAUCCACCUUCCCAACGCAGUUGAACCUGAUCACAUUACCUGACCUGACUUGACUAGCCUACACCUAAAGUAUUAACCUAUCAAUGCCCCAACACACCUAACUUCACCCACAUCACACCUUUCACCCUGCCCAUCUACCACUGCACCCAAUUACAUCAUGAACACUGCCCACUUACCCGCCUUAUUUCCAAUCCAUCUGUCUGUUCACAUUGGUCAUUUAUCGAUGGUAACUAGUGCAGUAAACAGGAGACAUAUCUUCACUGAUUUUCUUCACUGCUGUGAGCAUGGAUUUUUGCACUGAGGGAGUGUUUUUGGCCAGAACAGUCAUAUCCAGGAUAGUUUUCUAUCUGCUUCACAUCGGACACAGGUUUUCCAAUUCCAAACAGAAAAUUUUGAAUGAAUUUGUUCACAUCAAGCACUUUUCCAAAAAAAAUGCAACUCUUCAAAUGUUACAGAAAGUUGUGAUGAAAUGAUGGCUUGAAACUAUUAAGAAACCCUUGUUACUGUAAGAGUAUUGGACAGAGGUGAGGUGAUUGUCGGAGAUGGCAUCCUAUUCAAAGGGAGCAGGGUCAUGAUGCCUAAAGAGAUGAGAAAAGAGAUGCUGAAACACAUCCUACACAAAUUAUCGAGGAAUCGAGUCUACUCAAAGGAAGGUUACGAAGUAUUCUACUCUCCAAACAUGAGCAAUGAGAUGAAGGACCACAUCAGCCAUUGCAGAGAUUGUAAUGAACAUGAAACUAAAUAAGAUACAGAGCUGUUCUUACAUCCCAAAUAGCCCAGGGACGAAGCUUGGAAUAGAGCUCUUAACUCCCACUGGAACUGAUUUUCUCAUCACAGUCAACUACCAUUCAAACUAUGCAGUGUUAAAGCAGCUGACAUCAACGAUUUUCUGAAGGAAUACUUCAGUGGUCAUGAUACCCCUGACAUUAUGAAUGUCACAGUAAUAACCUCAGUUCACGAGUGAAGAAUUCAGUCACUUCCUGAAUGAUUGGAAAAUGCAGCACAUCAUCUGCACGCCAGUCAAAUGGAAAGGCUGAGGCAGCAGGGAAAGAGGUGUGUUAAGACAAACUUAGCACAGAAUCUCACUUACUGGGACAUGAAAAGUUGUCCUGUUGUUAUCAUACUGAACCCCGACUAUUCUUCCAAUGGGUAAAUUAUAGAGGCCAGAAGGUGUCAUAGGAGUGAGUGACAGGAUCAAAAUGAAGUAUUGGGAAAACAGUUUGAUAAAGCUGUCACAUUGUUGAGAAUUGGAGAGUCAAAGUGCAAACAUUCAAUGCAUUGAACAAAAUCAGCCUACUGGCAACUUGGAACCCACAAGAGAGGAAUUUUCGCCCUGAUCAUGCAUUGGAGUGUGAAUGACUUGAUCCAUCACAGCAAAUGCAGCCACCUAUUUGCAUCUGGUGAAGUGACAUGACUGUGACUACCUUUGAUAUCAAGGCCAAAUUUGACUGAAAGUUUCUUCAAAGAGCCGACAAAACUAGGAAUCAGGGAAGACAUUCCACUGGUCUUCUCCUGACUAUUGUUUGCAAUUACUCUAAAUAGUGUACACAAGAGUUCAAAGUUUGUGAGAAGAUUUGUAGCUCGGGUACUCAUUGUUGUGGUUCUGUUCGCCGAGCUGGGAAUUUGUGUUGCAGACAUUUCGUCCCCUGUCUAGGUGACAUCCUCAGUGCUUGGGAGCCACCAGUGACACGCUUCUGUGAUGUUUCCUCCGGCAUUUAUAGUUGUUUGUC
Messenger RNA from Hemiscyllium ocellatum (epaulette shark), 5985 nucleotides. Its product is annotated as zinc finger protein 271-like. The transcript has a single exon. Bases 422 to 1873 code for a protein of 483 amino acids. Gene Ontology annotation, biological process: regulation of transcription by RNA polymerase II; central nervous system development. Gene Ontology annotation, molecular function: DNA-binding transcription factor activity, RNA polymerase II-specific; RNA polymerase II cis-regulatory region sequence-specific DNA binding. Gene Ontology annotation, cellular component: nucleus. Lineage: Eukaryota; Metazoa; Chordata; Chondrichthyes; Orectolobiformes; Hemiscylliidae. The record is from RefSeq and is a predicted model, not a curated record.